AUGAUCCGAGGCGAGAGAUUCGAGCUGAACCUGGACUCGGAUGAUGAGCAUGAUGGAGAGCAGCAGUCGGUGCCUGUACCGGGGGCUUUCGUCGGAGACGUGCUGGAGCGCAAGCCUGCCGCUCCCAAGCCGCCUACUUUGCCUGCCAUGAAGAGUAAACGCGGGUUUCCCGAGCAUAGGAAGAGGCCUGUCGAGAGCAGGUUUAAGCAGCAGAAGGCAAACGCUCAAGGUCAGAGAGCGCCCGCUGCGACGGUUGAGAACGAUGCGCCGGCGGUAUCUGAGAAUGCGAGUGCCAGUCACACCAGUGGCAAAGUGAAAACUUGGGAGGAGGAAGAAAAGGAGCGGAUAGAUCAGGAGAAUCGUCAGAAGAUCGCGCAGAUGUCACCUGAAGAGAUCAAGGAGGAGAGGAGGGAGCUGGUGAGCAGUCUGGGACCGGAGCUUCUGCAGAGACUACUACAAAGGUCGAAUGUCGCGAGUGGAAGCGAGGAGACAGAUCUGUCACAGCCGAUGGAUACUACGCCUAAAGUCGAGGCACCGAAGCCAAAGACAAAGCCCGAAAAGACAGUCACCUUCGAGGAGCCCGUCAAAGAGGACGUCCAAGAAAAAGAAGAACCCAUCGAAGACGACCCAACCCCUCCAACCGACACCCUCCCUCACGACACCAUCCACUUUCCACGCCCACCCCAACCACCACCCCUCGACCCGUCCUCCUCAACCUUCUUCACCGACCUCCACGAAAAGUACUUCCCGACCCUCCCGUCGGACCCAGACAAACUCGAAUGGAUGCAGUCCACCGACAAAGACUCCUCCUACGACCCCACCGCCACCGCCUUCAACGCAACCGACAUCCGCUUCAACUUCAAAGGCGAGCUCAUCCCACCCAAGACCGCCUCCGAAAUCCCCGUCACCGCCGGCUUGCACCAUCACGGCGACGCCCCAGAUGCCGCGGGGUAUACGGUCGCUGAGCUAGCACAUCUCGCCCGCUCGACCUACCCGGCGCAGAGGUGUAUCGCAUUUCAAACGCUCGGACGAGUGCUUUAUCGACUGAGUAAAGGGGAGUUUGGCAACGCUGCGGACGCUGAUACGCCUGAGACGUUGGACUCGACAGACAACCUGAGGGAGUUGGCAAGGGGCUUGUGGCAUGAAGUAGAGAGAUUGAAGGUGAUUCAAAUUCUGGUGGACGAGAGUGAGGGAAAGGGCGUUGAUGGCGGCAGACAUUUGAGUGCGAAGUCGUAUGCUACGGAGGCGGUGUGGCUGUGGCGGAAAGGGGGUGGGAGGAGGUGGAAGGCGGCGUAG
Zasmidium cellare ATCC 36951 is the source of this 1296-nucleotide messenger RNA. RefSeq lists its product as uncharacterized. Gene Ontology annotation, cellular component: nucleus. The record is from RefSeq and is a predicted model, not a curated record. NCBI's taxonomy places the organism in Eukaryota, Fungi, Ascomycota, Dothideomycetes, Mycosphaerellales, Mycosphaerellaceae. Gene Ontology annotation, biological process: transcription by RNA polymerase II. Bases 1 to 1296 code for a protein of 431 amino acids. The transcript has a single exon.